AUGCAACUCACCGGCGGCUUGCGCCUUGCCCCAGAAUAUCACGGCACCUGGGGAGUUGAGCUGGAUGGUGGAGCUAGGUACGCUGGCGCCGUCGCCAUGGAAUUCAUUGACGGCGUUUAUAUAGAAGACCUCUGCGAACGCGAGGAUGAAUCCGGCCGCCUUUACCCCGAUCCCGACCCGCAGCCUCUUUACGACACCGACGACGAGUCUUCAGAGCACGGCAUCCUCGACAUGAGUGAUGGAUCCCGUUUGAAGAUUUUGGCUUACAUUCUUGAGUGUUUCGUGAGGGGCUUCCAAUGCGGAAUUAAGUAUGAGGACUACGACCCUGAAGACUUUAUUGUCACCGAUAUUCGGAAAGGAACGAAAGCGUGGCGGCCCCACGUUGUUAAAGUCAACCAUAGCCAUUGCCGAGUGUGGCAGACCACAUACAAAGGGUUAGGUCCCCUGAGACAGCGCAAGAGCGACAACCAGCGACUCCCUCGUCCUGUCCACCCUGCCGACCACUUCACUCUCCGAGAUCUCUGCGAUUUUGCGGGCUGGUUCCCUUAUGAAUGGUGGCACGACGAAGCCAAGUUUAAGGCGUGGCUCCUGGAAGCGUUUGGGCCAAUGAUUGAGUACGACGGCCAACGAUUCCAGCGUUUUUCUUUGUACGCCGACUUGGAAGUGAAGGAGAGAAUGGAUGCCUUCCAGUCGUUGCCGUUCGCCAAUGAGGAUUCAAUCCAGGGGCUGUUCUAG
This is a messenger RNA of Colletotrichum gloeosporioides, 735 nucleotides long. RefSeq lists its product as uncharacterized. NCBI's taxonomy places the organism in Eukaryota, Fungi, Ascomycota, Sordariomycetes, Glomerellales, Glomerellaceae. The transcript has a single exon. Bases 1 to 735 code for a protein of 244 amino acids. The record is from RefSeq and is a predicted model, not a curated record.